CACACUUCAGCUCAGCAGGUGGCGGUAAUACACCUAAAGUUGUUUGCCAACUGCCAUUAAGUAUAAGAGGAAGAAGACGAAGAAUUUGUAGGGAUGGUAGUUUGAUCGUGGGACAAGCUAUUUUUGUGUUAAGUGUUUAUUUUUUCCCGCUAUGGACUUCAAUGUUAAGCGGUUAGCCGCAGACGCCGGUACAUUAUUGAGCCGCGCGGUACAAUUCACAGAAGAGAAACUUGGCCAAGCUGAAAAGACAGAGUUGGAUGCUCAUUUGGAGAAUCUCUUGGUCAGAGCUGAGAACACCAAGCACUGGACAGAGAGGAUCAUGAAACAGACAGAAGUCUUACUACAGCCUAACCCAAAUGUCCGGCUAGAAGAAUUUGUGUAUGAGAAACUGGAGAAAAAAGCUCCUACACGAAUGAACAACCAUGAGCUGCUGGGUCAGUCCAUGAUUGACUCAGGAAAUGAAUUUGGUCCUGGAACUGCCUAUGGAAACGCUCUCAUAAAAUGUGGUGAGACAGAGAAGCAAAUUGGUGGGGCAGAGCGGGAGUUCAUUCAGAGUACUGCCAUCAACUUCCUGACACCUCUCAGAAACUUUCUAGAGGGUGACUUCAAAACCAUCAUGAAAGAAAGAAAACUUCUGCAGGUUAAGCGCCUGGAUCUGGAUGCAGCUAAAACCAGGCUAAAGAAAGCAAGGCUGGCUGAUGCAAGAGCAGCGGCAGAGCAGGAGUUGAGGAUGACCCAGAGUGAGUUCGACCGGCAGGCAGAGAUCACCCGGUUGCUGCUAGAAGGCGUCAACAGCACCCAUGCACACCAUCUACGCUGCUUGAAUGACUUUGUGGAGGCCCAGACUACAUACUAUGCACAGUGUUACCAGUACAUGGUGGAUCUCCAAAAGCAACUGGGCAGUUUCCCCUCAUCAUUCUCCAACAACAACCAAUCAGCCGCGUCAGGUGGUACUAGCAUCUCAGUGCCCACCAUCCCAGUUUCAGCCUCCCUGCUCAGUGUCUCUUCAGGCCAUGGCAGCUCUGCAGCUUCAGCCGGAUUCAGUGAACUGCGUAGCUCCAAUGGAAGCCGCAAAGCCAGAGUCCUCUAUGACUAUGACGCUGCCAGCAGCAAUGAGCUUUCCCUGCUGGCUGAUGAGGUGAUAACCGUCAGCAGCGUCUCAGGCAUGGAUUCGGACUGGUUGAUGGGUGAGCGAGGCAGUCAGAAGGGCAAAGUGCCAAUCACCUACCUGGAGCUGCUUAACUGAGGCCCCACAGCUCCCCCUUCAGCUCCCUGCAGCCGACUGUGAUUACAUAUUUAUAUUGUGUUGCUGGUGUAGCCCUCACUUUUCAUUACAUAGGAGGAGUUUUAUUUGUAUGACAAGAGGAUGGAGCGUCAUUGUUUUAGGAAACUUAAGCUGUAGUGAAUAUAGUGAGCAAAAAACAUGGAGUCUGUGUCUUUGCAACUGCAGUACAUUUUUUAAAACCUGCUUAAUUUGCCUUUGUGGUUCAUGCCAUGCAGUCUUCAGUAUAUGACAGAACAUCUCCCAAAGUGUAACUCUUUAAAAAAGGUUUUGUUUAAUAUAUAUAUCUCAGGUGGUGACCUAGAAGUUUUUUUUGUUCCCUCACUGCUAAUUCAAGUUUUCCAAGUAUUAUUACUGUAGAUCAUUUUAAUGGCAGAAAUGACCUCCAAGUUUAAGUGCAUAGUGAUGAUGAUUGUAUUUAAAACAUUAUUUUAUAAUUGAUAAUCUUAUGGUUUGGUAGCUGUAAUGGAUAGCUUAAACAUGGAUCUCUUUUUUUAAAUGUUAUAUAUUGUGCAUCAGUUUCAUUCACAUGGAGUUUCAUUGCACAGUGGGUUAAACACAUUGUACAUUUUACUGAAGUUGGAGCCUCCUGAUUACCAAGCGGUCAUUAAACCCGCAUGUCAAACAUAUUUUCUAGCCAUGACAGUUAAUCAGCCUUUCCAGUUUGCACCUAGAGAUUUAAAAGUUUUGAUAUCAUUCUUCAGGUUUUCCUAAGCAUUUCAAAUCCAAAUUGGAAACAAAACUUUUGUUACAUUAUGGGAAGUAUAUUACCAUGCUGCUGCCUUUUGUUUUUGUGCAACUGUUAGCAUUCAACUAAAAUAAAUCUACAAUGUGGUGCUUUAACAUAA
Messenger RNA from Monopterus albus (swamp eel), 2130 nucleotides. RefSeq names its product SH3-domain GRB2-like endophilin B1a (gene sh3glb1a). Bases 152 to 1246 code for a protein of 364 amino acids. Gene Ontology annotation, molecular function: protein binding. NCBI's taxonomy places the organism in Eukaryota, Metazoa, Chordata, Actinopteri, Synbranchiformes, Synbranchidae. Gene Ontology annotation, biological process: membrane organization. The record is from RefSeq and is a predicted model, not a curated record. Gene Ontology annotation, cellular component: cytoplasm; membrane. The transcript is spliced from 9 exons.